Molecule: messenger RNA, 384 nt
Organism: Prunus armeniaca (apricot)
Lineage: Eukaryota; Viridiplantae; Streptophyta; Magnoliopsida; Rosales; Rosaceae
Source: the annotation of a GenBank genome assembly
AUGUUCCGAUUCCGAUGUGAGAUAGGACUAACAGAGCCAGUUGGGGAAGAGUUAACUGCCCCUGCAGCUGCAAGAGAGAUCGUUUCUGCUUUGUGGCGUUUUACUUACCCUUCGACUAGUGGAUCCGAUGACCCGUUUUUCAACCCGGGUAAAGAUUCAAAGUUGGGGGAAUUGGGUUGUGUGAAAGUGCUGGUUUUUGUUGCUGAGAAAGAUAUCUUGAAAGAUAGAGGAUUGUAUUACAGUGAGAUACUGAAAAAGAGUGGGUGGAAAGGGGUUGUGGAGCUCAUAGAAGCAAUGGGGGAGGGGCAUGUGUUCCAUUUGGAAGAUCCAACUUGUGACAAUGCUGUGGCCAUGGAGAAAAAGAUUGUCGCUUUCUUGAAUUAG